Tyto alba (common barn owl) is the source of this 587-nucleotide messenger RNA. RefSeq names its product mitochondrial ribosomal protein L36 (gene MRPL36). Gene Ontology annotation, cellular component: ribosome; mitochondrial large ribosomal subunit. The coding region runs from base 12 to 374 and encodes 120 amino acids. Gene Ontology annotation, biological process: translation; ribosome biogenesis. The transcript is spliced from 2 exons. Gene Ontology annotation, molecular function: structural constituent of ribosome. NCBI's taxonomy places the organism in Eukaryota, Metazoa, Chordata, Aves, Strigiformes, Tytonidae. The record is from RefSeq and is a predicted model, not a curated record.
GCCGCGCGCGCAUGCGCGGUGCUGGCCGAGGCGCGGAGCGGCGGGCAAGGGGCGCGGAGCAGCGCUGGUGUCGGGCGCGGAGCAUGCUGUCCUUCCUGGCCAGGGCCGCCGCCGGGCCCCUCCGGUCUCUGGGCCGCUCGCCCUUCUGCUCGCUGGCCGCGCCGGCGGGCCGGGCCCUGCCGCGGUGGUGGGGGGCGGCCGCCCCCCGCUGCCUGCUGGCCGGGCCCCCGCCGCCCGGGCAGCUGAUCCUGGCGGGGCUGAAGACGAAAACGUCGCUGAAGAGGCGCUGCAAGGACUGCUUCUUCGUCCGGCGGCGCGGGCGGCUCUACGUCUACUGCAAGACCAACCCCCGGCACAAGCAGCGGAAGCUGUAGCCCCGCGGCCGGGGCGCCGGGAGCCCCCCGGAGCCCCUCCAGACCCGGGGUGCUGAGGGCUGAGCCGGGAGGCCGCGGCGCUCGGGACCUCUCGUCACCUUGGCCGCGACGCCUGGCGCGGAAUCGCCUCGCUGUGAAGUUAGUGAGGGGGCGAAGCCGGACCGCCCGCCUCGGAGGUGCGCUUGUGUUUUAAUUAAAGCGAAAUGAAAAUGA